CGGGAAGUGUCAAGCGGCAGCCGGGUUCCCCCGUCUUCGCCGCCACCUCUGCACCCGGACCCCAGACCGAGGCCCGGGCCCAGCCGCCAUGACGAACGUGUAUUCCUUGGAUGGGAUUUUGGUGUUCGGGCUCCUCUUUGUUUGCUUCUGUGCCUUUUUCAAGAAAGUACCUCGGCUUAAAACCUGGCUGCUAUCAGAGAAGAAAGGAGUUUGGGGUGUGUUUUACAAAGCUGCUGUGAUUGGAACCAGGCUGCAUGCUGCCGUGGCGAUUGCCUGUGUUGUAAUGGCCUUUUACGUGCUGUUUAUAAAAUGAAUUCCAAAGCAUCCGACUCAUCGACUGCCAACCGAGGAGAUGGGGAGAACAACCUGUCGGGCACCUGGACCCAGCAGAGGAGAGUUCAGCUAAAAUCAUCAAAGUCCCCAGGAUGA
Molecule: messenger RNA, 429 nt
Organism: Tupaia belangeri chinensis (Chinese tree shrew)
Lineage: Eukaryota; Metazoa; Chordata; Mammalia; Scandentia; Tupaiidae
Gene: TMEM167B
Product: transmembrane protein 167B
Source: RefSeq, a predicted model, not a curated record